AUGGAGGAUUUUAAUUUAAUAGUCCAGAACUUGGAAGCUGAAAAUUACAAUAUUGACUCAGCCAUACUUGCCAUGCUUCAGAUGAACCAGGGGAAAAGAAAUAGUAAGUCUAUUGAAUUAAAAGCCACAAACAAACAGAAGAGGGAGCAGCAGCGACUGGAGAAGAAGAAACGACAGGAGGAAAGGCACCGUCAGAAAGCUCUGGAGAGCAAGAAUAGCCACAGGGACAAUAACAGAAGUGAAACGGAUGUGAAUACGCAGGUCACCUUGGUGAAGACCUUCGCUGCUCUCAACAUCUGA
Molecule: messenger RNA, 300 nt
Organism: Elephantulus edwardii (Cape elephant shrew)
Lineage: Eukaryota; Metazoa; Chordata; Mammalia; Macroscelidea; Macroscelididae
Product: OTU domain-containing protein 3-like
Exons: 3
Coding region: 1-300 (99 amino acids)
Source: RefSeq, a predicted model, not a curated record